CGGAAAUGCGUAGGUCGCUUCCUUCAGCCAUUAACUCUGUCACUGCCGGAAGCAGUCUGCAGUGUAGUAUGCUUCUGACAUUUCCCGUACAAUACUAAUGGACCAGGUGGUGCUAAGCUAUGGAGAUUCUCUUCUGCGCUCUUCAGAUGUUGCGCUUCUAGAUGCCCCUCACUGGUUGAAUGACAACAUCAUUGGUUUUAUUUUUGAAUUCUUGGCAUCCAAGUUGCCCCCAUCAACAACUGAAAAAGUUGCCCUCCUUAGUCCUGAGGUGAGCCAGUUUAUAAAAUGUUGUGGCACUGAUGCUCGAGAGUUUCUAGAGCCGCUGGAACUACUCAAAAAAGAACUGGUUUUAUUGCCUGUAAAUGACAAUGCUGGGACUGAAGCAGGGGGUACACACUGGAGUCUUCUUGCCUAUCUCCGUAGCGUCCGUGAAUUUCUUCAUUAUGACUCUGCACCAGGGACUAAUGCCCCACAUGCCCGACUCAUGGCUAAAAACCUAAGCAGUCUACUUGUUGGUAAUCCAUGUUACCGGGAAGAAGAGGCCCCAGCACAACAUAACAGCUAUGAUUGUGGCAUGUAUGUGGUAUGUGUGGCACAGGCUCUGUGUGAGCAAUAUUUUCGAGGGUGCAACAAGUUGAAUCUGCAAAACAUCACACCUCAGUAUGUUACAGAAAAGCGCACUGAGUGGAAAGAAAUCAUCAGGGGACUGGGCAGCCAUGCCAAAGCUACUUCGGGACUUUGAAGUUUAUAUUGAAGAUAUGUCCAUCUGCUUCUAAGUUCGGAAGAGAUACCAGUGCUGUGAACCAUUGCUUUACAUUUCCAGAUCGCAAUAUUAUAUUUGAGUUUGGUACUGGCAGGCAGAUCUGGAUUACAUGAACACAUGCACUCACUGCAGAGUUCACUAGAUGUGGUUUUGCCUUCCCUGCGAUUUGUAAUGAAUUGAUGUGAAUUCUGACCUCACCUUUAUAAAAUAUUUACAUGUAUAAGACAAUUGUUUCUAAUAUGAUCCUUUGUUUAGCAGAAAUAAAAGGGGGAUUUAAAAAUAAA
Bufo bufo (common toad) is the source of this 1047-nucleotide messenger RNA. It is a transcript of the gene SENP8, whose product is annotated as SUMO peptidase family member, NEDD8 specific. The coding region runs from base 98 to 742 and encodes 214 amino acids. NCBI's taxonomy places the organism in Eukaryota, Metazoa, Chordata, Amphibia, Anura, Bufonidae. The transcript is spliced from 2 exons. Gene Ontology annotation, biological process: proteolysis. The record is from RefSeq and is a predicted model, not a curated record. Gene Ontology annotation, molecular function: deNEDDylase activity; cysteine-type peptidase activity.